Molecule: messenger RNA, 1752 nt
Organism: Rasamsonia emersonii CBS 393.64
Lineage: Eukaryota; Fungi; Ascomycota; Eurotiomycetes; Eurotiales; Trichocomaceae
Product: Importin beta-1 subunit
Exons: 4
Biological process (GO): protein import into nucleus
Cellular component (GO): nucleus; cytoplasm
Molecular function (GO): nuclear import signal receptor activity; small GTPase binding
Source: RefSeq, a predicted model, not a curated record
AUGGACGUCAGACAGGUGUUGGAGGGCACCCUGUCGCCAGAUGCGACUAUUCGUCAGAAUGCCGAACAGCAGCUGCUCCACGCGGCUGAGAUCGAUUUUCCUGCCUACCUCACCACUCUUGCCCAGGAGCUUGCGAACGAGGCUUCUCCCCCGCAUGUGCGAACGGCCGCCGGUCUCGCACUGAAAAACUCCCUCACAUACCGGGAUACCGUGCGGUUGCGAGAGGUGCAAGCGAGAUGGAUCCAGCAGGUUCCUCAGCCGGUAAAGAACCAGGUCAAAGAACUUGCGCUGAAGACGUUAGCAUCCAAGGACGGACGGGCCGGCCAGUCUGCCGCCCAAUUCAUUACUGCCAUCGCCACCAUCGAGAUCCCUCGUAAUGAGUGGCCCGAGUUGAUGAGCGUUCUGGUCCAGAAUGUUGGCAGCGGUUCGGAUCACCUGAAAAUGGCCUCUUUGGCCACCCUCGGUUUCAUCUGCGAGUCCAAGGACCCCGAUCUGCGCCCCGCCCUGGCCGCCCACUCGAAUGCCAUCCUGACGGCUGUGGUCCAGGGUGCCAGGCGUGAUGAGCCCAACAAUGAUGUCCGCAAUUCUGCUCUCCAGGCUCUUGCUGAUGCGACCGACUUCAUUGGAUCUAAUAUGGGUAACGAGGGCGAGCGGAAUUACAUCAUGCAGGUGGUCUGCGAAGCCACCCAGGCUGAGGAUACGCGGAUCCAGGCCGGCGCAUUCGGCUGCCUGAACCGGAUCAUGGCGGCCUACUAUGACAAGAUGCGCUUCUACAUGGAGAAGGCCCUGUUCGGCCUCACCAUCAUGGGCAUGAAGAACGAGGAGGAGGACGUAGCCAAGCUUGCCAUCGAAUUCUGGUGUACGGUCUGCGAGGAAGAGAUCACUAUCGAGGACGAUAAUGCUCAGGCGCAGGCUGCCGACUCCUCCCUGCUUACGCCAUUCUUCAACUUUGCCCGCAUUGCCUGUCGCGAGGUGGUCCCGGUGCUGCUGCAGCUCAUGACGAAGCAAGAUGAAGACGCUAGCGAGGAUGAAUACAACGUCUCGCGUGCUGCUUACCAGUGUCUGCAGCUCUACUCCCAAUGUGUCCAGGGCGACAUUAUCCAGCCGGUCCUUACCUUUGUUGAGGAGAAUAUCCGGAGCGAAGACUGGCAUCGUCGGGAUGCUGCUGUGGCUGCGUUUGGUGCCAUCAUGGAUGGACCUGAGGUCGAAGUGCUUGAACCCCUUGUCAAGCAGGCUCUCCCGGUCCUGAUCGGAAUGAUGGAAGACAGCUCGGUCAUUGUUCGGGACUCCACAGCCUUCGCCUUGGGCCGGAUUUGUGAAUUGUGUCCCUCUGCCCUGGACACAAACGUGCACCUGCCGCCUCUGAUCUCGGCCCUUUUCAACGGCCUUGCCAGCACCCCCAAGAUUGCUGGUUCGUGCUGCUGGUCUCUCAUCAGCAUUGCGGAGCAAUUCUCGUCCCAGGACCAGAACCAGACGAAUCCGUUGUCGAAACACUUCCAAGACAGCGUCAAGUCGCUGCUGGCUCUUACUGAGAGACACGACACAGAUAGCCAGCUUCGAACCGCUGCGUAUGAGGUGUUGAACGCGUGGGUUACCAACGCUGCCAACGACAGUCUUCCAAUAGUCGCAACGCUCUCGGACGUUAUCCUCCAACGCCUAGAGCAGACUAUUGCUUUGCAACAGCAGGUCGUCAGCGUUGAAGACCGUAUUGCUCUCGAAGAGAUGCAAUCCAGCUUGACCGUUGUGUUACUG